CCCAUUGCAGUGGUAUUGGGCCGAGCUGGGGCGAUGACUGCCAUUUUCACUCAGUUGACGGCUAGCAGCCGCAAAUCCUCGAGCUGCUUUAACUUCACGAUUUGAAAGUGUACAGCACAACACAACAACACAUUUGCUGGCCAACGUUGAACACGGCACCCUGGUCUGAGCCAAAAGCAGUCAAAUAAAGUGUGGCGUAAAAGACGGUGGCAAAAAGAUGAACGGGUCCCUGGACCACCCCGACCAACCAGAUGUGGAUGCCAUCAAGAUGUUUGUGGGCCAGAUCCCACGUUCCUGGUCAGAAGAGCAGCUGCGUGAGCUCUUCGAGCCGUACGGCGCUGUCUAUGAAAUCAACGUCCUCAGGGACCGCAGCCAGAACCCCCCACAGAGCAAAGGAUGCUGUUUCAUCACGUACUACACUCGCAAGUCGGCCUUGGAGGCACAGAACGCUCUUCACAACAUGAAGAUUCUGCCAGGGAUGCACCACCCCAUUCAGAUGAAGCCGGCUGACAGUGAGAAGAACAACGCGGUGGAGGACAGAAAGCUGUUCAUCGGCAUGAUCUCCAAGAAGUGCAAUGAGAACGACAUGCGCUUGAUGUUCUCCCCCUACGGGCAGAUCGAGGAGUGUCGGAUACUUCGAGGCCCCGAUGGACUGAGCCGAGGUUGUGCGUUUGUGACAUUCACAGCCCGACAGAUGGCCCAGGCUGCCAUCAAGUCCAUGCACCAGUCCCAGACCAUGGAGGGCUGCUCGUCGCCCAUCGUGGUGAAGUUUGCCGACACCCAAAAGGACAAGGAGCAGAAGCGCAUGGCACUGCAGCUGCAGCAGCAGAUGCAGCAGCUCAGCGCUGCGUCCAUGUGGGGAAACCUGACCGGACUGGGAAGUCUGGGGCCGCAGUACCUUGCGAUUUACUUACAGCUGCUGCAACAGUCAGCCUCGACGGGGAACGCGCUCAGCAACCUGCACCCCGCUUCAGGUCUUAAUGCCAUGCAGAACCUGGCUGCCUUGGCAGCCGCGACCGCCAGCCAGGCCUCAGCCACCGGCUCCAGUGCCAUGACUACAUCAAGUAGUCCACUAAGUGCACUAACCAGCUCAGGUUCCUCCCCCACCUCCAGCAGCACGUCGUCCGUCAACCCCAUCGCGUCUCUGGGAACGCUGCAGUCUCUGGCCGCUGGCACCGGAGCCGGCCUCAACAUGGGCUCGCUCGCAGGAAUGGCGGCUCUGAACGGCGGCCUGGGCUCCGGAGGACUGUCCAACGGCUCUGGCAGCACCAUGGAAGCGCUGAGUCAGGCGUACUCUGGAAUGCAGCAGUACGCCACCGCCGCCGCGCUGCCGGGCCUCUACAACCAGAGCCUGCUCUCACAACAGAGCGUUUCGGCUGCGGGGAGCCAAAAGGAAGCCCAUUUUUUAGUGUUGGACGCAUCAAAAGCUGUUUCCUCUGCAGGUCCAGAAGGCGCCAACUUGUUCAUAUACCACCUCCCCCAAGAGUUUGGCGACCAAGACCUGCUCCAGAUGUUCAUGCCCUUUGGCAAUGUCAUCUCGGCCAAGGUCUUCAUUGACAAGCAGACCAACCUCAGCAAGUGUUUUGGCUUCGUGAGUUACGACAACCCGGUGUCGUCGCAGGCCGCCAUCCAGUCCAUGAACGGGUUCCAGAUCGGCAUGAAGCGGCUCAAGGUGCAGCUAAAGCGCUCCAAGAACGACAGCAAGCCGUACUGAACGCGCGGCGGCGGCGGUGCCGACGCCCGCCUCCCGCUCGCUCGCUUAGCGUAGGAGCUGCGCCGGUAAGUGGGGUCGUAAAACUGCGGGUGGGGGGCGCCGCACGCCGGCCCCGUGCUCCCGGACGGACUGGAUUCUUCCCGUGUACUCUAUUGUGGUUCAUGCACUUUGUUUUACCUCUAGCGAGAGCGACAAACUGCUGUGUUUUCUUUUUUUGUUUGCUGUGCUGACUUUGAUACCUUGAUUGUUACCACGUGUUGCACUUUGACAGCUUGGUGCCCAAUUUGUUUUUGUUUUGUUUUUUUUCCCCGGGUAAACGUGCCACAUUUUCCUUCACUUUUCUCCACUGGGACAAACAUUGAAGUCCGGCCAACAUUUUGUUCUCCGUGGCUGUCUUGGGAAUCCUUUCCUAUCCACCGUACCGUGAUUUCGGCCAUUUUGUAGUGUUGUUGACAAACGUUAUCCCAUAUUUGCUCCCGGCGAUGCAUUUUUGAAAAGUAGUGACCUACCGGCGGUCACGAGAAAAGCAAUACGCCGAUAUGGGGAAAAAGAUUUCGUGUUUGAUUUCAAGACGGGAAAAGUUGACGAGUCGUCGGUACGAAAAUGUCUUUAACUCAUUCACUGCCAGCUGUUUUCGAAGCAUACUUUUAUGAGCAUAUAGCCAGCUAUUUGGGCGCUUUCUGAAAGCGUAAAAUCUUUAUUCACUAUUAAAGCGAGUCCGUUUGUAGUUUUUCCAUUCUUUAGGAAUAAGUAGUAGAACACGUGCCGGUUUCACUCCAAAACACAGGUUUCUCGUCAAAACGUAGAGAAAAUCCGCAUGAUGU
Molecule: messenger RNA, 2538 nt
Organism: Syngnathoides biaculeatus (alligator pipefish)
Lineage: Eukaryota; Metazoa; Chordata; Actinopteri; Syngnathiformes; Syngnathidae
Gene: celf1
Product: cugbp, Elav-like family member 1
Exons: 13
Coding region: 218-1714 (498 amino acids)
Biological process (GO): mRNA splice site recognition; regulation of alternative mRNA splicing, via spliceosome
Cellular component (GO): nucleus; cytoplasm; ribonucleoprotein complex
Molecular function (GO): mRNA 3'-UTR binding
Source: RefSeq, a predicted model, not a curated record